AUGUCGGCGACCUCCAUGGCUCUUCUUCACCGUUCUCUUCAGAAAACACGCAUUUCUCCUUCUCAAUUUCUUUCCUCAAGAACCCUAAUUUCUUACGCUCGAUGUAAAUCUCUGUUACCAACUCCCCAAUCACGAGACAUCGCAAACUCGACUUCGCUUCUCCCUUCGCGGCGAUCCUACGCAGCGAAUUCUCCCUUCCGGUCCAAUCUCCUUCGAAUUAUAAGAAAUGAGAUCGAGUAUCAAUCGGAAUAUGCUCCUCCGCAUCAGCCGGCGACUGAAUUCAAAUCGUUCUCUGUCGAGGAUUGUCCCGGUGAACAAUGCAUUGUGAUGAAAGGGAAGUUUGGAGAAGAAGAAAACAUCAAAAUGGAAGCAACUAUGUUUGAUGGGUUUAUGUCUGUUCCGAGAACCGGUUUAGAUGCUUCAGGGCGCGAUGUCCGUCUCCACGUUAGCUUGCUUGUCGACAUUUCCAAGAUCGACGGAAGCGAAGAGAUCGAGUUCCUUUGCUCCGUCUGGCCCAACCGUAUCGAAAUUCAAAAGCUUUACAUGCUUAGACGCAACAAAAUCACUGGCCAGCCUUACAUGGGACGCGAUUUCGGGAGUUUGAAGUAUGAUUUUCAGACUGCGAUUAAGGAGUUUUUGCGAGUAAGAGGAAUAGACUCGGACCUUUGUUUUUUCUUGCAUGAAUAUAUGAUGAAUAAGGAUAGGAUUGAGCUCAUUCAAUGGUUGAGAAAGCUAAACUCAUUAAUUGCAAAAUAA
Molecule: messenger RNA, 756 nt
Organism: Arabis nemorensis
Lineage: Eukaryota; Viridiplantae; Streptophyta; Magnoliopsida; Brassicales; Brassicaceae
Source: the annotation of a GenBank genome assembly